This is a messenger RNA of Dicentrarchus labrax (European seabass), 5737 nucleotides long. RefSeq names its product endoglin (gene eng). The record is from RefSeq and is a predicted model, not a curated record. NCBI's taxonomy places the organism in Eukaryota, Metazoa, Chordata, Actinopteri, Moronidae. The transcript has 14 exons. The coding region runs from base 269 to 1939 and encodes 556 amino acids.
CCCAGGCAGCACAAAAAGUUUGGAAAGUCCUGACAUCCUGAACAUCGCUGAAUGCAGCCACAUGCUUUCCCGUGGAUUAUAAAAACCUGCUUUAUUCAAGCAAAAGCCGUCUUAUCUUAAAAACUGGAAUUGUCUGCUCUUCCGCUGCCACGGUCAUAUGCUGCCUUCCCGCUAGACAAGGACACUUCAACCACUGCCCGAGUGCCUUCGCUCCACAGAGACUCAGACUCAUCUUCAACCAUCACCUCAAACACAAAUCUUAGCAGAGAUGGAGGGUCAUGUGUUUGCCCUGCUUCUGUGCAUCACUGCUGCAGCCUCUGCCUCAAGUCAGACAUGUGAUCCAAAUUUGGAUAAUGACCACCCAUGGGACUAUGUGAGUGAGAAAAUUGGCUGUUGGACCAGCUUCGUCAGACAGGACAAGGCAGAGGUCCACAUCCUUAACGUAAACUUUGACGAGACGGAGACCAAGGUUUUCUCUCUGGAGAUGACCAAUGCCAGGCCCAUGAACCUCAUCCUCACGUCGUCAGACAAGGCUCACUGUCUACCAAAACUCAACACUGGGGUUAACAUUUAUGUACACAGUAACUCCAACAUUGUCCUAUAUAGCAAUCCAUCUGAGAACAACAUCCACCGCCAAGUUUUCCCCACUCAAGAAGAGGAGCUGGUCAGGUGGGCAACACAGGAGUUUGGGGGUGUGACUUCAUUCACCACAGUCCGAAAUCUGAAAGAAAUCUCAUCGACAGGAAUAGAUGGGACCAAACCUGGUACUCAUGACUGCAUACUUAAAAAUGAAGAUCCAUCAGAGAAGCACUUUAUGAAGAUUGAAAGAAUUUCUUUGUUCAAUUCCUGCUCUCCAAAGCCACAGAACCACAGGGAUGAAGCUGAGCUUCACAUCAUAAACAUCCGAGAGAAUGCCAACAUUCGCAAUGUAUCACUUCGCAUAGACAAGGAGAACACCAAUGUAUUCCUGAGAGGACCUAAUGGGACCAAAUGGAUCUUCAUCAACCCAACUCACACCCGCUUUGGAUCUAACAAUGAAAUCCUGCUGCUGACCACCGGGACACAAAGAGUGCCUCCUCCUUUAACACUGAAUAGUGACAAUGCAAAGGAGGUACAAAGGAGGGCUUUAGAAUAUUUUAAAGUCAGUACUUUCACCAGCUAUACUGAAUUCAUACCAUCGGACUCUAUGAUUUUACUGGUUCUUGGAAAAAAAGAAAACACUGCAGUUACAGACAUUCCCAUUACAACUAAUGCCCCUAAUCAGAUGCCUCUGCUGAUGCAGCUGUACACCUCCCCAGACUACCGUUCUCCCCUGGACCCUAACACCAAGGUGCAGAGUGACAAGAGAAUUUAUGCAGAGAUUUCAGGGCACAUAUUUGGGGAUUUUGUCUUGACCAUCAAGGUGAUUCGCUGCUUUGUGCACUCCGAAGGCUCAUGCCCGGCUCGGAAAGAGCUGCCCUUCAUACCAGAGGCCUGCUUCUUAAAUUCUUGUCCCAACAGCACCCGACUCAGCUUCUCCUUAGAUCAGCUCCAAGGGCUGACUUCCACUACAUGGGACCUGGAAUGCUCUGUGAAACUUUGCUACAGUGAGAAAUGCGUAGAUGGAGGAAGAGUGAAGAGGAAUCUGGAGGUUACCCAGCAGGGUCUGCCACCACCAACCCCACCAUGCAUUGAUUUUGGCCUACCUGGUGUUCUGGGCAUUGCCUUUGGAGGGUUCUUGAUCGGAGUAUUGCUCAUUGGAGCACUGUGGUUUAUCAAAAUUAAAACAGGGUACCCAACUGGACUGGACAUUAGCUCAACUGCAGCAAAUCUUCCUGGAUGUCCCUGCUCAGGAGCAAAACGACAACCUGUUUCUACCAAUCCUUCCCCUUCUGAGAACAGCAGCGCCAACGCUAGCAUUGGAAGCACCCAGAGCACACCGACCAGCAGCAUGGCAUGAGAUUACAAUAGUCUCCACCACCAGCAUGGCCACCAUCUCCCUUCAAAGUCACCUAUAUGGGUUUUGUGCUUUUGUUUUUUUUUUUAUAAUUCUUAAAAAGCAUCUUUCCCUUCCCGGUCCCCUUCAAAUUUUCAUUUAAAGCACAACCCACGUCUCUGACACACCAAGCCUGAAAUGGAUGUGAUCUGGGAGUUUGUAAUGGUGGGUGGGGGUUCGGGGGCAUUGGGUGACAGAUAACAGAAGUCUAAUCAAUGGCUUCUGACGCUCAUCUCUGCAGCCUCUCUGUAAAGUCAAGCUCCUAGACAGGAAGUUAAAGAGGGCAAGAGAAAAAAAAAUUGGCUCCCAGCAACAGGAAAAACAAACCAUAUCCCCAAAGAGCUAACAGGAAAUUCACUGCAUUCCUUUCAAUGAAUUGUGCUUGUGUGAUGGCAGCACAAUAAUAGUUAGACAGGAGACAAACCGGUCAAAAGACUGACUUUGAACAGAUGAAAAGCUGUUUUGCAUUCACAUCUAAGCUAGAAAAAUACAAAUGGCUUUUGGCUAGGUCAGACCAAAAAGUUAUCAACAAUGCCUUGGGGUUAGAAAAGCUCAACAUUUUAGGAUCUCAAACCAGUCAAUGAAAUGCUCACCUUAAGGGGUAUUUGUCCUAAUUGGAGUUCGAGGUCAAUGAUUAACAGCUACCUCCUAUUAUUUUGAAGUCUGGAGCUAAGUUUAAACUUAACACUAGAUUUCUCUGGUGAAUUGAUCUUAUUUACUGCCUCUUUCAAUUUUUGUUUUAUUCUGUGUCACAAGGUAAAUCUUAUAUUUGACCUUCUGGGUCAUUUGUAGCUCCGUGGGCCAUUUUCAUGCUAUCCAAUAGCUAUAUCAGGGCCUUCAUAUUAAAGUCAAGUUUUUUUCCCCCCAGAGAAUUAUACUUGAUUUUGUAAUAACUCAACCAAAGCCAGCCUAAGUCAUAUUUAUGGCCCAAAGGUAGCAAUAUAUUAUCAACCAUUAAGAAAAAAGUACUUUCAUUUAUGUGAGCUCAGAAAUAAUCACUCUUGUUAUGUACAGUACAGCAUGUAGAGAUAAGUGGCUGUAUUCAGAGCUGAAUGAGGAGUUUGUACCAAAACUCUGCACAUCAGUUUUUAGACCUCAGACCUAAAUGUGGACUUAAGCGCCACUCAUACAGCUACGCCCACAGGGUGGAGUUUCCCCAAAAUAGUCUGUCUGGAGGUGGAAUUCCAGUACUUUUCCUUUGCACAAUGUCCAUUCUCACUAGAAUUUCUAAUAAGGCCAUCACCUCUGCCUGACAGUUUGUUGUAAUUAUACAUUUUCACCCUAGAUUUGAGGCCUGUGGCAACAAAUGUAUAGAUAAAGAACUUAAUACAUUAUGUUUUCAGGCCAGUUUAAUCAUCUCCCUAUUUACAUAGAGGUAGCUAUUUAUGGUGUAUUAAACAUUAAUCUUCUUAUUUGAAGAUCAAGAAAUUAAACAAGUAUGAACUGUCAAAUCUGCUUGCUCACACUCCAGUCUUUCUUAUUCAAAAUGUAGCUAGAAACUAAUGUCCUGCUCUAUGUUGUGAUGGGAAAUAAUGCACAUGUUAUGGCUCGCAAAUGCAUUCACAGAUUUCGCUUUGACAAGUAACUCUUUGUCAGACUUUUAUUAUGUGUGGGGGGAACUUCAGGUACAUACAAGAGGCUAAAAUAUUCUAUAAUGAAAUUCACAUUUAAUUAGUAUUUCUUACACAUGAGGAAAUUAAAUCUGUGAGAUUUAAGGCAAAUGUUUGUUUUAAACAAAUGGGCUGGAAAACCCAAUUUUCAGGUGAAAACUGGCAGAGUCAGAUGUCUGGUAAUUUUGAUAUAGCUAUAUAUCUAAACCCCAAAAAACUGAGUUAAACACCUUCAAGCUCCCCCCACCUUUCCAUAAUUUUGAACUUAAUCUUCCCAUAUAAUCACCAGCUCUGAAUACAGCCUAUUUAGGCGGCAUAGUAUAAUCAAUAGUAACAAUAUAAGUUGUCAGUUGUGUUUUAACCCCAUGAAAACUUCUUUCAAAAUCCAACUUUAGCAUUAUUUCCAGCUGUCACAGGACACACCUAAUGUUAUGGAAACUGUCAUUUGAGAGAGAUCUUGAGAGUCAAAAUCAUUAACUUCUGCUCUCUACAUUUGAUAGGCUGCAUCAGCCACCACAAUGCUAAUGCUAGACAGAAGCUGCAUAGAUGCAUUAUAGGGACUUUCAUGAGUGCUACAACUGUAGAGUGACGGUUGAUCCGUGAACCAACUGUUUGUUUUAAUGUACAAAAUGUAAAUGUAUUUUCAUAUUUUUAUCGCCACUCUUUUACCUCUUUAAAAAUAUUUCCACCACACAUCAAGUCUUAUGGGAUAAGUAAGCAAUUUGUAUCCACAGUACAUAGCUUUGACACAAGCACCAAAUGUGAUGUUUAAAUUUUUCUUUAUAUACAUUUGACACUCUGAUUUACUGUUACUGAUGCAUAUAUAUUCACACGCCCUGUAGUCACUCACAUUUUGAUUUGGAUUGUUAAAAUAAUUUAUUCACCUUCAAACCUAAUCUCAAAAAUUCCAUUUUCCAAAUGCAAUUGCAUUUGUAAAAUGUCUCCUCAUUAGUUAUGUUGCUUAUUGCAUGUAUGUUUUUCUGUGCUUUCCUGAUUUUCUUUGUGUAUUUGUGUAGCGACAGAGAACAAAGAGGGCCAGUACAAAUUGCCACUUGAGUAUUUGUGCAAUAUGAUGAGGGAAACGUGUAUUUAAUGUCUAUAUAUUGUUUUUUUUAACCAUUUGGAAAAAAAAAAAAAAAAAAAGUUUUGUAUGAUAUGCUUACUUUGAACCAUUUCCUUAACCUGGUUUGUUCUUUUACAUAUUUGGAGAACUGGGAUGAUUAAUAAUCAAGGCACUUGUCAAAUGCAUAAGAUUUGUUUUGUAUAGUAAUAGUUUUUUAUUCUCAUAUAGAUUCAUUUUCGAUUAGAUCGAAGCUAGGGACAGUGUGUGUCACAUCACAUGUCAAAGACAUGUACAUUUGGUUUGUUGGUUUUCCCCUUGUUUGACUUUUGCCCUAACCCAGAGAUCCACCCUGCUGCCCAAAAACACGGCAUAGCUCUGCUGAUACUGACAUCUGACAUUGUAUUGUCUGAAUGUCUCACCACAGAGAAGACUUCCAGUGAAAUAUAUAGCACUCAUGAACUUGUCGUUUGCAGGAAACAUUCAAACUUAAACAGUAACAAUGCGGCGGUUUGUGAGAACUUUUUUCAUUUCAAUUUAGGAAAUGGCUACAGUAUUAGAUUUUUUUUUUAAACGUCAGGUAUUCUGUUCUUUUGUUAAGCCCCGGUGAGUACCAGGUUCUGUCUGAGCACUGACAGGAAAAUAAGACAGGCUGUCAGUUAAUUCACUUGUUAACCCUGAACAUCCCUUCGUUACCUCUGACAACAACUUCCUCCUCCUCCUCAGACACUGUCUACACAGUUAACGGAAUAUGUGUGUGUAUGUGUGUGUGUGUGUGCAUUUGUGUGCAGAUGUACAAUAGAAACUAUGCCUACAUUUAUGUGAGCAGAUUCUUCUUCCAGUGUCUUAACAAUGUCAAAAUUCAGAAUUUUUACCAAAAGAAUCUGAAGCCUUAACAACAUGUCAGAAUGUGUGCUUUGAUAAAGUAUAAAAUGCAGUGUUAUUUUUUGUGCUCGAGUGGGCAGCCUUUUAUCAUUUAAAAGUGGAUCUAUUUGUUGAGACAGUACUCAUCUGAUGUCAUGUAAUUCUAUGUUGUCUCUGAAGAUAUAUGUCUUGUCUGAAAUUAUCUUAAUAAAGUCAAUAUGACAAACA